AUGUCGUCACCUGCGUCAACCCCCGACACGAGACCCCACCACAGGCCUGGGUACUUGACCUUCGGAAAGAGGACCGAUUGCAACACUCCAAGUAGGCGACCAAUUCCUUCCAGAACCCACAGGCACAUGCUGCAUUUCAGACGGCCACCCCAAAGAGAACAGCCUGUCCCGACUGCCAUGGCCGCUCAAAACCCCCCCUCCUCUUCCUCUACAGCGACAGGAUCGAUUCCCAACCACAACCAAAUCAACGGCCACAGCAACGCCUUCUUACAGUCGCCCGCCGCAAUACCACCCCGCACCUCGUCUACAAACUCGACCUUGCCCUCAGCUCUCCGGAGCGUCCCCGAGACCAACUGGUUCCCCGGGUCUGCCGUCCCAGGCCACAUACGCCAACGAAGCCGCAAAGCCUCUGUCGGAACCACGACCUUCCCAUCUACCACCAUGUCCGCCCCUCCAGCCCCGCCAGAUCCCAACCGCUUCGCCACCGAAGACUUCUUCCAGAACCGUCGGACAUGGUCAGAAGAGAAAGACAAGGUACUCACAGGGCCGUUCGACUACCUCAACGGACACCCCGGCAAGGACUUCCGGUCUGCUCUCGUGAAGGCCUUUGAUGCCUGGCUGGAGGUGCCCCCCGAGUCCCUCGAGGUGAUCACUAAGGUUGUCGGCAUGCUGCACACGGCCUCCCUCCUCGUCGAUGACGUCGAAGACAACAGCCAGCUGCGCCGGGGCUACCCCGUGGCGCACGCCAUCUUUGGCAUCCCGCAAACCAUCAACUCGUCCAACUACAUCUACUUUUGCGCCCUCCAGGAGCUCCAGAAGCUCAAGAACCCCAAGGCCGUCUCCAUAUUCGCCGAGGAGCUGGUCAACCUGCACCGCGGGCAAGGGAUGGACCUCUUCUGGCGGGACACGCUGACGUGCCCGACCGAGGACGACUACCUGGAGAUGGUCAGCAACAAGACGGGCGGGCUCUUCCGGCUAGGCAUCAAGCUGAUGCAGGCCGAGUCGCGCAGCCUGGUUGACUGCGUGCCGCUGGUCAACAUCGUCGGGCUCGUCUUCUAG
Molecule: messenger RNA, 1059 nt
Organism: Chaetomium globosum CBS 148.51
Lineage: Eukaryota; Fungi; Ascomycota; Sordariomycetes; Sordariales; Chaetomiaceae
Exons: 1
Coding region: 1-1059 (352 amino acids)
Biological process (GO): isoprenoid biosynthetic process
Molecular function (GO): prenyltransferase activity
Source: RefSeq, a predicted model, not a curated record